Molecule: messenger RNA, 2849 nt
Organism: Salvelinus fontinalis (brook trout)
Lineage: Eukaryota; Metazoa; Chordata; Actinopteri; Salmoniformes; Salmonidae
Product: putative mediator of RNA polymerase II transcription subunit 26
Exons: 2
Coding region: 1613-2536 (307 amino acids)
Source: RefSeq, a predicted model, not a curated record
ACGUUCUUCUUCUUCUUCUUCUAUAUUGUUUUAAGGCAUUUGGUACACAAUUUAAAGGGUGUACUACCACCACCUACUGGAAGUAAAUAUGCCUCCAACUUCAAAACCUUUCUUUCACACGGUGUGACAAACUCGUUCAAAUUUCAUUCCCCGGGAUUCGUUAACCUCAGUGGAUCGUCCAUACGGGGUUGAUGGGUUACUGCAGGUAGCUAGCGUUCUACAACAUCUACAAAAGAGCACAGGAAACGUACUUCCAGUAGGUGACGGAAGUGCAACAUUGAAGUUUGGUUCCAAAACACCAUAGAAGAAGAAAAAGAAGAAGCAAAAAAAAAAACGGGGAUAAGAGCUCCAGAAUUUGUUUAGAAUGAGGGUGUCAGGGUGACGUAGCUGCGGUGAGGAUUGCCGAGUCCCUCGUCCCAAGGAUGAUUUUGGCCCAGUGGGAGUGACAUUUGUGAAGAGAAUGGAUCCUUGCUUUUUGGUUGAUCCAUAUGUGGUGUCAGAUUGGGUGGAGGAGAGGUUGAGGACUGUUGACUUGGUGAAGGUAACUUGGAGUGGACUCAUGAUGAUUUAUUGUGUUUCCUCCACCCAGAGGGAGAGGGCGCUCCGGAUUUCGAGAUAAGGGACAAGGAUUGUGACGUGUUUUUCUUUCUGGAGCAUGGCGCUGUUGAAAGGAUGGAUAACGUGGGUGGCACAACCUCAGGAGGCUGAAAAAAUGUGGCUUGUCACCUAAAACUCUCACAAACUUUUACAGAUGCACAAUUGAGAGCAUCCUGUUGGGCUGUAUCACCACCUGGUACAGCAACUUGGCCUGCAAUGGAAUUUUAUGAAUGCCCUUCGAUGUGGUAUGCCCACCGUUUUGUAAAACAGGUCAUUGCGUUGGCUUUAUUAGUCCUGUUUCCUGUGACUAAUAAAUGUGGCUAUUUAAACUCUGAAUAUCAGCUACCCAACUUCAUCAGGAGUUUUAGGAGCCUAUUUGCAAUGUGUUUACACAGCAUACAAACUUGAAACCACUGAUCAUGACAAUGGGGUGAAACUCCUGGACAACGGUUGUGAUUGUCCAUUUCAUAUUGUCCAUUUUACAUUGACCUGUCCUGUUUUUAGGAUAUGUUGUUUGUUGACAUGACAGUGCAUUUUGUAUUUGAUUGAGCUCUAUUUAGAUUAGGCUAUUUGCUCGGAGAAACCUGUAUGAUGUAAAAAGUUGUGGGGGUGAUCAUGGGGCUGGAGACGGGAGAUGUCUGGUGAGAGAAAGGCAGAUGGAGGUUACCAUGGUUACAGUAGUACAGGAAGUGUCGUAUGCUGAAGCAGGGAAGAGAGUGGUAGAGGAACAGGGGUACAGGGUGAGGGAUCCUGAGAGGAUUCCUGUGAGGAGGCAGAGAUCAAGAGACCGUGAUGGGAAGAAUAUUGGCUUCAGUAAGGUUGGCUUUUUAUCAUUUAUAGAAUGGCCUCACACACCACUACAGUAGGUGGCGGUGUAUGCACCUUAAAGUUGGAUGCAAUCCGACAACCAAAUCGAAAGGAAGAAGAAUCAAAGCAGGAAGUGAAUAGCUAGAGCGUUGGUGUAUUUUCCUCGUUGACAUGUGGCUCUAUAGACCCUAACAUUCCAAAAUUACAGAUGGAGUUGAAUACGUUUCUUACUCAGCGAUUAACAGCGGCUGCUGUGGAGAUAUCGGCAGUCUUUGAAAAAAAGAUAGUCGAGUACCAGGUCGAAAUCUCCCGUUCGAAGGAGGAGAACAAACGUCUACAGAGGCUGUUGGAUUUGGUUUUCCACCCGGAAAUCAAGUUACAUCGAGCAGACUCCCAGCAGAUCUCUCUUCCUGUCUCUGAAGAGGAGGUUCCCCCUGUACAGCAGCACUGUGAGCAGGAGAGGAGCCCCAGUCAGAGGCAGGAGGACCCAGAGCCCACACUGAUUAAAGAGGAACAGGAGGAACUCAGGACCAAUCAGGAGGAAGACCAGCCUCAAGGUCUGGAACCUGAUACCAAAGACCUCUUGAUUCCUGCCUGUGUGAAAAGUGACUAUGAACAGAAACCACCUCUGCCCUCACAUCUUGACCAAACCUUGGAGAACAGAGAGAGGGACUCUCUACCCACCAACACAACUGAACAGAUCAAAACAGAACCUGAUGGAGAGGACUACAGCGGAUCAGAACCAACCAGGGACUCUCAGCUCCUCUCUGAAGCCCAGGUAGAAAACAUAGACAAACGUGUUGAUGGGAUGGAGAGACACAUUCCUCCUCCCUUCUCUCCAGACUCCCAGCAGCCCUCUGUCUCUGUCUCUAAAGAGGAGGUUCCCCCAGAGCAGCAGGAGAGAAUCCCCAGGCUGGGUCUGGAGGACCCAGAGCCCACAAAACAAGAGGAACUCUGGACGAUUCAGGAGGAACAGCAGCUGGAAUCUGACAGCAGAGUAUCAGAACCAACCAGUGACUCUCAGCUCCUCUCUGCAGUAAAUCCAGAAUGUUCUGCAGCUCAGAAUGAAAACGGUAAAGUUCAUCAGAGUCCCAGCACUUCUUCAGAACAAGUAAGAUUAUAUUUACUUUAAUUUAUUAUUAAACAUGUAGAACAGCACAAAAAAUGAGCAUUUAAUUGUAGAGAAAACAGCCAAGUGAUUACAUGAGAUUCUGAAAGCCAUUUCUUUACAGAAAAUGAAUAUAUACAUUUUAAAUAUAAAGUAUAUGGACAAUUCCAGCAUUAUGGACAUUACAUUUGCCAGCAAAAUCACAACCUUAAUAUCUGACACUCACAGAAUGGACAAACGAAAUAGAAUGAUGUGUGUCUAUAGAACUCCCUGGGUGAACCCAAAACAGCAGACUUCUAAAUACUGUCAAGUUGGAGAAAUUCAUUAAAUAUAUGUC